AUGGCCGAAGCCGCCGGUCUUGUCUUGGGGAUGAUGGGCCUCUGGCAAAACUGCGUCGGCGUCUUCGAUGUAAUCGAUUCUACCCGCCGCUAUGGCAUGGACUACGAGCUGCUCUGCGUGGAGCUCGAGGUCGAGCGGGUGCGACUCCUAUGCUGGGGCGAUGCUGUUGGGCUCAGCAACGCCAGUGCUGCUUCCCCAGCUCCUCCCGAUGCGCGUUUCACUCGCGCCGAGGUCCGGACUACGGUCAUCCGUCUCCUGGGCGCCAUGCAGCAGGUCUUCGAGGAUUCGGACCGGCUGCAGGAAGUCUAUGGCUUGCGGUCCUACAGUGGCGGAGAGUUGGGGGCUGGGAAUGAGAUCCAGAUCUCGCAGAGCCAGCUCAUUCUAGGUGAGGUGUUUAAGAGAGCGUAUCAGAAUUUACGCCAGAUGGCGAAGGAUCGACAGCGUGAGACUGUGCUGGCAAGGAAGACACUCUGGGCUGUUCAUGAUAGGAAGAAGUUUGAGGAGUUGGUGAAGGAGGUGGGGGGGUUUAAUGAUAGUCUGGAGAGUCUGUUUCCGGAUGCGAAGAGGAGGGCGGCGGAGGAGAUGAGGGUGGAGGUUGAGGAGAGUGUAGAGAUUGGGGAGCUAAGGCUGCUGCAGGAGGCGAUGUCCGGUGGUCAUGAGGAGUUGAGUGAGGUUGCUAGUGUACGAUUGGAAGCACUGGGUGCUACGGUUUCGGCUAGGACGGAGCUGUUGAGCCAGACGGAGGAUCAGAGGGAUGCGUUGACUGUGACUGGCGCUGGUGAUGACGAUGUCGAAGAAGUGCCUAGAGAGGGGAUGGAAGGAGGCCAGGCUGCUCUGAGAGAAGAUGAGCCAGUACGGGGGGCAUUGACACUCAGCAUCAUCGGCCCUUAUAGUCAUACGGAGCACGUGUCUGCUCACGUCUACUGGGACCAAGACAAGAGGGGCGAUUCCUUCUCACGGAGAUGGGACGACAGAGACAAGGGGUUUGUCCCCAUGCCGCACGCCUCCUUUGAGCUGUAUCGAAAGAAGAAAUACAUGAAGAAGCGAUACAGAAACGGAGAAAACUACGAUAUCCUUGAUUCUGAGGACUAUACGCUCCUCAAUGCUGAGGCGCAACCGAAAUAUGAAAAUGUUAACCCUGGGACGGUGACGGUUGAGGGAUUUGGCAUCGAGUGCUGGGACUUUGAGAUGACGAAACCCCGGAGCAAGACAAUAAUGGUUAAUCAUUCGGCGAUGCCCAAUGUGCCUGCUGCCAAGCUGCUACGUAGGUUGGAUGAACUGCGGAGAGGAGGCGAUAGGCUGGGCUGGAGUCUGGACGAGGAUGAACUUGAUAUCAAAGAAUUUGUUGGCACUUUGGGAAUUGUGUAUUACGACCAGAAAUAUGCGAAAGACCCAAAGCGUUGGGUUGGAGACUUGUACAGCGUGCUCAACCGUACCGAUAUAUUCGCCGACUUCACUGCUGAGUCUAGUGUUGGUUUACAGUGGGCAGGUCCGAAAGAGAACGACAGCAUCGGAUUCUGGAACUUCUUGUGGCAGAUCAUUAUUGCGAAAGAACUGGCACGGCGCCUAGAUUCCAGUGAAGGGAAUGGCUACACGGGCUUCACUGCGAGGAUUUUGCCCAGCAUGAUCGUCUCAGACCUGUGGUUGACAAAUGUCGGCAUCGUCCUCACUGACGCGAAACUAAACACAGCAGAUAUCAAGAAGCCCGAGACCGAUGCCGAGAAGGCGAAAGCAGAGGAGUUCAAGAACAAGGGCAAUGCUGCAUUGCAGAAGAAACAGUAUCAAGAAGCCGUCGACUUCUACACGGAAGCUAUCAAGAUCGACCUCGGAAAUCCAGUUUACCGAUGCAAUAGAUCAGCGGCGUCAUUUUCGAAUGACAAGUUUGAGGGAGCGGAAGAAGAUGCUUAUGUUUUAACCCAACUCGAUCCGAAAUACGCAAAAGCAUGGUCUCGUUGGGGAGCUGCGCGGCUCAAACUGGGAAGCUUCAAGCGAGCAAAGAAAGCGUAUCAGAGAGCUAUUGCUGUCGCUGGCAAAGACGCUACCGACCAGAUGCGACAGGGACUCAAGGAUACCCAGGCCAAACUCGAGGAAGCUGCUAAGGAGAUCAAGAACGAGAAAAACAGGGAGAAGCAGCAUGACUUGCGUUCGACGUAUCUGGAUCAUGACUGGGAUAUUGUGGGUAAAAAGGUAGAGCUUCACACUUCUGUGCAUGAGCGGCAGGUUGAGGGACUCCUCUUCUUCGCUGAAAAGAUAAAAUGGCCGUACAUCAAUGAGGUGCGUGACUAUGCUGAAGGCGUGUACACGAAUCUGCGAGGUGGGGAGAACAUCAACAUCCAUCUCCACGACUGGCUAUACGGCAUCAUGCUACCUGGGAAAUGGUUCGCGUUCAAGAUCAUGACGGCACUGAUCUUGUGCACACGCUCUGUUCGAGAUAUCAGCAUUGCGCAUUAUUACGAGUGCGGGCUGUCACUCCCCAAACGAUCCUAUUGGCGCAGUAGGACCGUUCUAGGCCGAGUACUGGGUUGCUUGCCCGGCGUGAUCUCCCUCUGUGGAUGGCUUGGACCUUGUCCACCCGUCGAAUUCGAAGGCCCUACGUCUACGUCCCCUUCUCUGGAAAACAAGAAACCAAAACACAUCCGCAUCCGCACCCGCCGUCUCGCGCCGCACGAACACAAACCUGACGAGGACGGUGUAGUCAUCUACGCAGGUUCCUAUCAUGACAAAUAUGAGGCGACGCGCAUCCGCCCUGACGAGGAAAUGGAGCCUUACCUCGAGGAUAUGCAGGACUCGAGCCGGUGGAUCAUCCCUGAGCCUCCUGUAAGGCAGAUCAGUACAUGUGAACUCGUCUCCAUUAAACUUAAAACACUACCUCUCGAACUUGCGUCGCAACCGCAAUCCGGACGACCAGACGCCGAGGCAGAGCGAGAAGUCGAAAACGAGACUCAAUAUCGUGCUUCCAUUGUUUUCAAACUCGAUUCCAGCGCAGAGCCUGUUACGUAUAAGUUAUUCACAAACCCGGUAUUUGUGACGCUGCCGCCGUGUAGGCCGGGACCGAGGGGUCAGCAUGAGGUACAUAUGAGGGAGCUGCCGAGGUACCAGACCAAUAUUUGGACGGUGGAGAUGUUGAAGGAUCAUACGGCCGAGGAUAAUGAGGGUGAUGAGAAGGGGGUCAUGACUAUUAAUGCUACCGGCAAAGGUGGUGAGUUUAAUGCGGUGAUACGUAGGCAGGGGGGGCCGUGUUUUAUUUGUGCUGUGAGGGCGGCGGGCGUGGCGAGCUUGGGGACGGGGGUUUUGAUUUGGUUAGAGUAG
Messenger RNA from Hyaloscypha bicolor E, 3309 nucleotides. RefSeq lists its product as uncharacterized. Gene Ontology annotation, molecular function: protein binding. The coding region runs from base 1 to 3309 and encodes 1102 amino acids. The transcript has 5 exons. Lineage: Eukaryota; Fungi; Ascomycota; Leotiomycetes; Helotiales; Hyaloscyphaceae. The record is from RefSeq and is a predicted model, not a curated record.